CAAUAUCAUCUUUGUUUUUUCCGUAAACAAGCAAAUAAAUUUCUCAACUUUUCUCUUCAAAAAUUAAAAUUUAAAAUUUAAAGUGCUUAAAAAACUUAUAGAAAAACAUCGCGCUGCAAUUCGCAGAAUGGCUUGGCGCUCAGUUGGUGCAGACAAUGCAGAUCUCAUUCGCAAAAUGAGGGAUUUUGGAAUAAUUGCAUCUGAAACUGUAGCACAGGCAAUGAUGAAGACAGAUAGAAAGUAUUAUUCCCCUCGAAACCCGUAUAUGGAUGCGCCGCAGUCGAUCGGAUAUGGUGUCACCAUUUCAGCUCCUCAUAUGCAUGCUUUCGCGUUGGAAUAUCUGCGUGAUCAUCUACAUCCUGGUGCUCGUGUUUUAGAUGUUGGCAGUGGUUCCGGUUACUUAACAGCUUGCUUUCUGCGAUAUAUUCAAGAAAAAGGAGAGGACCCUAAUACGAAAGUAGUAGGCAUAGAACAUCAGCCUGAACUCGUACAACAAAGUGUAAAAAACCUAAACACAGAUGAUCCAAAAAUGCUAGAGUCAGGAAGGUUGAUUAUUGUUGAGGGCGAUGGACGUAAAGGUGUUCCACAAUAUGCUCCCUAUGAUGCCAUUCAUGUCGGUGCAGCUGCUGCUAUAACGCCAAACGCACUCUUAGAGCAAUUGGCACUUGGAGGACGGUUAAUUGUUCCAGUUGGUCCAGAAGGUGGAGAACAGUAUAUGACUCAGUAUGAUAAGGACACCGACGGAAAAGUAAAAGAAACACGUCUUAUGGGUGUUAUGUAUGUGCCGCUAACAGACCUAAACCGAUCUUGACAAGUGUUAGCUUUAAAAAUAUGCAUCGGUUUGCUAAUUAUGGGAAUAAUCAUCUUUAAAAUAUGGACAAAGCUACCAAUCGAGGACAGAGCUUAAAUAUAGCAUAUCGCUAUCAGCAAGUAUUUUUGUUCAAUACAAUAUGAAAAGGCUUAGUUAUUGCAUGUAUCAAAAAUGUGAAAACAUCUUUACUUAAAUAAUAUAUUUAUUGUUAAUUCUGCUUGGAAUAUAA
Molecule: messenger RNA, 1040 nt
Organism: Bactrocera dorsalis (oriental fruit fly)
Lineage: Eukaryota; Metazoa; Arthropoda; Insecta; Diptera; Tephritidae
Gene: Pcmt
Product: protein-L-isoaspartate(D-aspartate) O-methyltransferase
Exons: 4
Coding region: 128-811 (227 amino acids)
Biological process (GO): protein modification process
Cellular component (GO): cytoplasm
Molecular function (GO): protein-L-isoaspartate (D-aspartate) O-methyltransferase activity
Source: RefSeq, a predicted model, not a curated record